GGCCGAGGCUGGGGCGGCCGCUCGCUUCCUGCUCCACACCGGCGGCAGCGUGGCCUCGCACCGCACCGGGAGUCCCCGCGCCGAGCCAUGCUGCCCACCCCGCACCGCUCACCGGGGGCUUCGCCGGCGGCCUCCCCCCCCCGCAGUUCCCCCCGCAAUUCCCCCGUCCUCUUCAGGAAGCUCCUGAUGAACCAGAGCAUCCGCCUGCAGCGGCGCUUCACCGUGGCGCAUCCCCUCUGCUUUGACCUGGAGAAUGGCCCCCCAGGCCGGGGCGUGCUGGACCCCCAGGCCAGCCCUGGCGCGGGGCUGGUCCUCCAAGGCACCUUCUCCCAUGGCCAGCGCCGGGAGUCCUUCCUGUACCGCUCCGACAGCGACUACGACCUGUCCCCUAAAGCCAUGUCCCGCAACUCCUCCAUUGCCAGUGACCUGCAUGGGGAAGACAUGAUUGUCACUCCCUUCGCACAGGUCCUGGCCAGUCUCCGCACGGUCCGGAGCAACCUGACCGCUGCAGCCAGGACCCUCUGUGUGUCCCCGUGCCGGGUCGCCAUGCCAUCGGCAUGUCCCGUGCCAAGCUGGCGGCUGUCCCCAACAGAAGAUGCCCACCAGAAGCUCUCACGGGAGACUCUGGAGGAGCUGGAUUGGUGCCUGGACCAGCUGGAGACGCUGCAGACCAGGCACUCGGUCAGCGAGAUGGCCUCCAACAAGUUCAAGAGGAUGCUGAACCGGGAGCUGACGCACCUCUCGGAGACCAGCCGCUCGGGGAACCAGGUCUCCGAGUACAUCUCCAGCACCUUCCUGGACAAGCAGCAUGAGGUGGAGAUCCCCUCGGCGCUGGCCAAGGACAAGGAGAAGGAGCGGCGGAAGCGCCCCAUGUCCCAGAUCAGCGGCGUCAGGAAGCUCACGCACGGCUCCAGCCUGGCCACCGCCGGCAUUCCCCGCUUCGGGGUGCGCACGGACCAGGAGGGGCUGCUGGCCAAGGAGCUGGAGGACACCAACAAGUGGGGGCUCAACGUGUUUAAAGUCGCCGAGUACUCAGGCAACCGCCCGCUGACGGUCAUCAUGUACAGCAUCUUCCAGGAGCGUGACCUGAUGAAGACCUUCCGCAUCCCCGUCAACACCUUCAUCACCUACAUGCUGACGCUGGAGGACCACUACCACGCCGAUGUGGCCUAUCACAACAACAUCCAUGCCGCCGAUGUGGCUCAGUCCACCCAUGUCCUCCUCUCCACACCUGCUCUGGAGGCUGUCUUUACAGACCUGGAGAUCAUGGCUGCUAUCUUCGCCGGAGCCAUCCAUGAUGUUGACCACCCCGGUGUCUCCAACCAGUUCCUCAUCAACACCAACUCGGAGCUGGCGCUGAUGUACAACGACGCCUCGGUGCUGGAGAACCAUCACCUGGCUGUGGGCUUCAAGCUUCUCCAGGAGGAGAACUGCGACAUCUUCCAGAACCUGAGCAAGAAGCAGAGGCAGUCGCUGCGCAAAAUGGUCAUCGACAUGGUGCUGGCCACGGACAUGUCCAAGCACAUGAAUCUGCUGGCGGAUUUGAAAACGAUGGUGGAGACUAAGAAGGUGACGAGCCUGGGGGUGCUGCUGCUGGACAACUACUCCGACCGGAUCCAGGUCCUGCAGAACAUGGUGCACUGCGCCGACCUCAGCAACCCCACCAAGCCGCUGGAGCUCUACCGCCAAUGGACCGACCGCAUCAUGGUGGAGUUCUUCCGCCAAGGCGACCAGGAGCGGGAGAAGGGGAUGGAGAUCAGCCCCAUGUGCGACAAGCACACGGCCUCUGUGGAGAAGUCCCAGGUGGGCUUCAUUGACUUCAUUGCCCACCCGCUGUGGGAGACGUGGGCCGACCUGGUGCACCCCGAUGCCCAGGAGAUCCUGGACACGCUGGAGGACAACCGGGAAUGGUACCACAGCAUGAUCCCGCGCAGCCCGUCCCCCCCGCCCGCGGGGCACGGCGCGUCCCCCUCCACCACCGACAGGUUCCAGUUUGAGCUGACACUGGAAGAGGAGGAGGAAGAGGAGGGUGAGCUGGACACGGAGCCGGAGGGGGCUGAGAGCCCCUUGGACGAGGACAACAGCGGCUCCAAGACCCCAGCCACAGACGACUCGGGGUCGGCUGACAUCAAGUGCCUGUCACCCGGCCCCGGGGACCGGGGCUCACCUGUCACCUGCCCCAGGGACGUGGACAACCGGCGGGCGCUGGAGGGGACGAUGCCAAAGGACAGCGGUGGCGGCGGGUGCUCGGAGCCGGGGCCUGAGGGGCUGUGCCUGGACACGGAGGGCAACGUCACAUUCCUGCCCCUGGACACGUAGCGGCACCAGCCGUGGGUCCCCCUCGCUGCCGCAGGGAUGUGGGGCUGGGCACUGCCCCGGUGAGAGCAUCGGCACCGCAGGGACACGGAGGGACCCAACGUGUGUCCCCAUGUGGGAGCUGGGCAGGUCCUGAGGGGCAGGAGGAUGCUGCUCACCCUCUCCCAGCGACUGUCCCCUGCUCCCACCCAGCCUGCGGGAGGGCUGGAAAGGUCCCUGUGCUCUUCAGGCAGGGCGCGGGGACACUGUGCUCCAGCCCCAUCCCAGCCGUGGGGACAUGGAGCUCACAGGGCUCCGCGGAAGAGGUCCUCCAUGGGGCCAAAAGCGUUUUGACAUCUCUCUAGGUGGCCCCUGGCCCAACACAGCCCCACGGCAGGCCAGCGAGGCGGGUGAAGGGUGCUGGUGACAGCAUCCUCAGUGCGGCCGAGUGCCGGCGCAGGGGCCACGAGCCCGUGGUUUAUUUAUUUAGGGACAGGUUCACUGUUUCAAGCCUUUUGUAGCUCACGUUUUCAUACGAGCCUCCCCCGGGGGCACCCGCGUCAGAAAGACACGAUCCCGCUCUGCCAUCAGCACUCGAAACGCUGCCUGUGGACUUCGCACUUGGGGCCCCAGCGGGUGCUGUGACCCCCCCUCUGUGUGUCCACAGGGGCCGGGGCAUCCCCUAAGGUUCCUUUCGGUCUUCCUUCACUUUCCAGAGAUUAAACCUGGUUUGUUCCCCUCCAAACAUGAGCCGUGGAAGUGCC
Molecule: messenger RNA, 3059 nt
Organism: Strigops habroptila (Kakapo)
Lineage: Eukaryota; Metazoa; Chordata; Aves; Psittaciformes; Psittacidae
Gene: PDE4C
Product: phosphodiesterase 4C
Exons: 14
Coding region: 88-2319 (743 amino acids)
Biological process (GO): signal transduction
Cellular component (GO): perinuclear region of cytoplasm; cytosol; nucleus
Molecular function (GO): 3',5'-cyclic-AMP phosphodiesterase activity
Source: RefSeq, a predicted model, not a curated record